Pieris napi is the source of this 1872-nucleotide messenger RNA. RefSeq lists its product as uncharacterized. The transcript is spliced from 2 exons. Lineage: Eukaryota; Metazoa; Arthropoda; Insecta; Lepidoptera; Pieridae. The coding region runs from base 832 to 1872 and encodes 346 amino acids. The record is from RefSeq and is a predicted model, not a curated record.
UUCCCAACCAACAUUUUGGCGCUAAUUUUCACCACUCUAAUCGUUUGUAUUGUUUUAACGGGUAUAUAAAAGUGUCUAGUAAAACUUUUGUUGGUUUAAUGGUCAUGAAUAUAACUAAAUAACUCAUUAAGAUGAGUAACAGUAACAAUAAUACAUAAUAUGACUUAAGAAGUUAUAAAAGAGUUAAGCUGAACCACAGUAACGCUAGGUAUUGUAACCUCAAGUAACAAUAAGUACCUUAAGUAGUAAUAAGGUUUCUAGUAAGUCUUACUAUUCCCAAGUGUUCUUUAAGAGUGCUAAGUAAAUGUUUUAUACCACUUAACAUGCCUAAAAACGUAAUAUUACUUAAGAAGGUAUGAAGGUUAUAGUCACAACCAUCAUAGAACCUACUCUUAUAUAAAUUCAAGUAACGCGAAACACUUAAAGUAAUAUUAUAGUUUCUAAUAACUCUUUCUACCGACAAAAGCUCUUGAAAAUAGUUGACAAAAUAUUUUUAUCACCUAAAUUGCUACAAAAGAAGUAAUUGGAACUUAUUUACAGCAAUUUAAUUUAGAAAUAAGAAACCACUAUAUAUGAUAUUAGUUGGUAUUAUGGAGUUAUUUUUAGAGCCCUGUUCUUUACAACGGUGUUUGAAUUUACUUUUAUGUUGUUCUAAGCAAUAUGAAAAUACAAUUUAAACGCUGUAACUUUUAUUUUCACUUGAAAUUAUAAAACAUAUAAAAUAUUACGUACUUUUACAGCUGUAUAAUCUCUCUAACCUCAAAAUUGUGUAUAUGUGUGUAGUCUGAUUUGCUCUCAAGUCUGUUUGCUCUUGCUUGCUUGAUUUUUGCUAUGAGUUCGUGGAAAAAACGAAAAAGAUGUGGAGGAGUCAAAAGAAAAAUAUCAAACGAAUACAAAUUAAUAAUCAGAUCAAAUCAAUCAGUGUCAUCCUGCGAUAAAACCACAAAACUGCAAACAGUGCCCAUUGAUGCAGUUCAGCAUCAUAGUUCUUCGUUGAAGAGAAGUAUUGAUGACGCUAGUCUGGGUUGUAGUAGUUUUUGCAACGAAUAUGUUCAUCCAGCGCAGCUUAAAUGCCAAAGAAAAUGUUCGUACUGUCGUAGAAACUCCAUCGAAAAUGUCGGUCAAGUGCGGGAAUUUCAACAAGGACUAGAAAAUCAUAAUAUGUAUGUGAGCAGUAAACAUGGUGAAACGCAAGAUAUUGAACAGGGUUCUGUACAGCGAGAGCUUAAUUUUACAGUCGAGGGUUCUGUGCAGAGAGAAUUUAAUUUUACAGAAGAGGGUUCUGUAGAGCAAGAAUUUAAUUUUACAGGAGAGGGUUCGGUACAGCGUGAAUUUAAUUUUACAGAAGAUGCCUCUUUAUCUACUUAUCCUCUUAGUAGUUCUCAUAGCUCAGAUGAAGAGGAAGAAAGCGAAUAUAUAAAAAAUUCGAAUUUUAAAAAUGACAUAAGAAUAUGGGCGAUAGAAAAAAAUAUUAGCCAAGCUGCCUUCAAAGACUUGAUAUUAAUUUUGAAUAAAAGAUUUGUAAAUAUUUUACCAUCUGAUCCUCGUACGAUUCUGCAAACUCCAACACAAAUAUGUCUCAAAAGUUUCGACGGUGGUGAAUAUUGGCACAACGGAAUCAUUAUUCCACUGACAAAAAUACUUCAUAAUUUGGAGUUUGUGCCCGAAAAUGUAUAUUUGAAUGUUAAUUUAGAUGGGUUACCUAUUUUCAAAAGCUCUAAAUUUGAAUUCUGGCCUAUAUUGGCAAAUAUGCACGAGAUUGAUAAUGUCCCGUUCAUUAUUGGUAUUUAUUAUGGAAAAGGAAAACCGAAAAAUUUAAAUCUUUUUUUAGAAGAUUUUGUGAAUGAGAGUAUUACAGUUUUAGAGCAAUAG